Stomoxys calcitrans (stable fly) is the source of this 2142-nucleotide messenger RNA. RefSeq lists its product as uncharacterized. The transcript is spliced from 6 exons. NCBI's taxonomy places the organism in Eukaryota, Metazoa, Arthropoda, Insecta, Diptera, Muscidae. The record is from RefSeq and is a predicted model, not a curated record. Bases 39 to 2042 code for a protein of 667 amino acids.
ACGUGCUCACACUUUUUUAUUUGAAAAUUUCAUUCAAAAUGAUCGAAAUCUUAUCAUUGCCUAAACGGCCCAAGGGAAUUCCGAUGAACCGAACAGCAACAUCAAAUUUGGAAUCCGGGUUACCUUUGAAUAGUUUACCAGGAUGGGAGGAGAUACCCUUGGAUUGUAAAUUACCCAUGCUGAAAUCUCCUGGAAAUCAAGUCAUCUUCACCAAAAGCAAAAUCGGUCAAGUAAAGCAUAAUGACAGUCAAGAGUUUGAAGUGACACCCUGUGCCAGUUUCCCCGAAUACAGUCCCUUACAAGAUAAAAAUCUCAGAAGUUUCUUUGCAAAUGAGAAAAACUUGAGGAGGCUUAGAGAAAAUGGAGAAAUUACUCCGGAUAACUAUGUGAUAAGCAGUCUAAAGGAUUUCAACAAGUUUCGCCAAGAAUUACAUAAACGCGGUGGUAUGAAGGAACAGAAAAAAAGGGAGGACGAACAACGUGAUCGUGCUCUUAUAGCCUAUGCUGAGUACAUUUCAAAAUGUGAUUACCAAAAUUUAGCAAAUCGUCGAGAUUAUCGACAAGAAGCCAUUCAACGAAAAACCCAAACAGAUCAGCAACGCCAAGAGCGCAAUAAAAAAAUCUGGCAAACCAAAUUGAACAAAAUAGCCUUGAUAAAAAUGCGUCAGGAUGUGAAGGCAACCACUAUUGAACAUCAAAAGUUGCUUCAACAGCUUCGCAUGAAAAGGCAUUGGGAUAGAAGCCAUGAUAUCUAUCGCCGAAAACACAAUGCCCUCGUAAAGCAUUUGAGUUUUAAAAGUGAUCGCUUCAAGAGAAACAUGAAAAAACUAAGAGAAAAAUCUUCACGAAAUACCGAUGAGAGACUGAUAAAUGCUUGGAAUAAACGCAUAGCAGAACGUAUAGCAAAUCAAGAGAAAAUUCGCAAUCUAUUGGCGAAAAUUGAAAAAGAGAAAAAAGUUAGUAUUGAGAAGCAUAAGACCAAAAGUCAGGAAAAAUGGUUGGCCAUUCAGAAGGCUAUUAAAAACCGAGCCAUGCGCAAUAGAAAAAAAUUUCAGUUUCAUAUUCGCAAAGAGCAAAGCGUUCCACCCAAUGAGCCUGGAGCCCAUAAAUCAUCAUUUUGUGCGGAAUUUCAAAGUAGUUUCGAUCGGCUUCAUGAGGCUGAUGUGUGUAAGGCCUUAAAUGCCGUUUUGGAUUUGCAAGACGACAUCAAACUACCCUUUGCAGCCGAUGAUCCCAUUUACAAAGCAGUCGAGUUUAUAAUGCAACACAUUUUGCAGAAACUCAAUAAGGAUUUGUCCGGCAAUAAGGUGGCCUAUCAAAGUCUAUAUGAGCGCAUUGAUAAGUUCUUCGAGGAUGCCAAGAAAUUUGUGAUAUUUAGAUCAACUCAAAUCAUAUCUGCCGCUCGAAAAUCAAUGGGAGAUGCUAUGAGCCACAAAAGUUAUGAAAAGGAUUUCAAUCAUGACAAAGCGAAAUCAUUUUCUAAGCGCACCUCAACGGGCAGAGUAUCGUUUAAUGGAAUUUCUAGUACCAUAGGCAUUUCGAGCUAUGAAAUCCAUCCCCUGAUUAAGGUCAAAGAGGUGGGACAUAGAAGACCCACACCUGCGGGUUCCUUGGCAUCCUUUGUUCUGCACUCCAAUACCAGUUUGGCUCAGAAAACCGAAAUCCCGAAUUUAUGCCGCAACGAGCUUGUCUUUAUUGAGCAUUAUUUUUCUAAAUUCAAAAGAGAUUUAAUUGUUGGUGUGGGUCGUCGAGUAUUUGCGGCCAUACAAUGCCAUUUUGAGAAUAAAAUCAUGGAUGUGCGACAAGAAUUACUAGAAAUCGAUCGAAAAUUUUUGGUUAAACGCACCACCAAAUCUAUUCUCAGUUAUGCUGUUAAUUCUCUAGAUUUCGAUUCGAAUCUGAAAUUGUGUAUAAGUGCCCUUUCAAGUGAUGUAAUAUGGUCUCUGCAAAAAGUGUUGCUGAAGACGAUUAGAGAUCCAAGGAGAAUUGUUAAGCCUCAUUGUAAUUGCAAUUGCAUGAAGCAGGGAAAGGAUUUUUGUUGAAUUUGGAACAACUUUUAAAAAUUGGAAUCAAUCAAUUGACUAUGUUGGAUUUUUUGUUUAAUAUGACAACAAAAUUGUUAAUACAAACAAAUUUAAAAUA